GUCUUCGAGGAACUUCUGUUAGAUGCCGACUGGUCCGUAAACGCGGGAAUGUGGAUGUGGCUGUCCUGUUCCAGUUUCUUCCAGCAGUUUUUCCACUGCUACUGCCCCGUCAAAUUCGGCAGAAAAGCUGACCCUAACGGCGAUUACAUAAGAAAAUAUCUGCCGGUGCUCAAGAAUAUGCCCAUACAGUACAUCCACGAGCCGUGGGCGGCUCCUGAGAACGUCCAGCGUGCGGCGAAGUGCAUGAUCGGAAAGGACUAUCCUCUUCCGAUGGUGAACCACGCCAGUGCUAGUCGUAUCAACAUCCAGAGGAUGAAACAGGUGUACCACCAACUCGCGAACUACCGGCCUCUAGAACACUGUAAAUGUAACGGGCCGGAAAACCACAAAGAUGGUUUCCAGCAUCAGGCGAAUGCGGUUACGGUUGGGAAUCACAAUAGUAAUAAUCAGUCAUUAAAUUAAGGACCAUAUUUAUUUUUUUGUAGAUUUGUGAUAUUUUUAUUAAUUUUCUAAGAUUUGUGUCAAAUUGAAAGCAUAGGGUUUAAGAGAGACACAAACAUUUUAAUUCUCGAUUAACAUUACACUAUUUUUGAAAGAUUAGAUUUUUUUAUUUGAAAUUUUUUUUUUAACCAUAUUUAAGACGGUGGUGAUGGUUAUCGCCUUUUAAAUACAUUAUUUCUCUGUAAUCGUUAGGUGUCUAUCUUAGUUUUUCUUAAAGCAUUUGUUAAUACCUAGAAAAAAAAAUACGAGUAUGUAUUUUGUAUUUUUUAUUUUAUAAAACAAAUAAAUAUUUUAGUUAGACUUUUUCUCUUAUCCUACAAAAAUAAACUUUUUGGAAAUGUAACAACAAACUUAACGAAUGACUCUAGGUUUACAGAAGAAUUUGUGUGGCCUACGUAAAUUUAUCUUGAUCUAAAAUAUAUACAACUACUUUGGAAGAGCUUUCUUGGGGUUCUACAAUGGUACCGUUGUCUAAAAUAUAUGCGUUUUC
This is a messenger RNA of Anoplophora glabripennis (Asian longhorned beetle), 991 nucleotides long. RefSeq names its product cryptochrome-1-like. Lineage: Eukaryota; Metazoa; Arthropoda; Insecta; Coleoptera; Cerambycidae. The annotation marks the transcript as partial. Gene Ontology annotation, molecular function: DNA binding; FAD binding. Gene Ontology annotation, biological process: circadian regulation of gene expression; negative regulation of DNA-templated transcription; entrainment of circadian clock by photoperiod. The transcript is spliced from 2 exons. Gene Ontology annotation, cellular component: nucleus; cytoplasm. The record is from RefSeq and is a predicted model, not a curated record.